CCCUUCUCUCCGUGGCGGAAGCUGCAGAUGGCGCUGGGCUGGGGCUUUCCCCGCCUGUCUCCCGUGUUUAUCCUUUUUGCUCUCGCCGCCGCCCAGGCGCCCUUUGAGGCCUUCCAGGCGGGCCACAGCGCCUCCUCCCUGCCCGCCGCUGCCGUGGCGGCGCCUUUCAGACGGUACCUUUUAUAUGAUGUCAAUCCACCUGAAGGUUUUAACCUACGUAGAGAUGUAUACAUACGAAUUGCAUCUCUUCUGAAGACCUUAUUGAAAACUGAAGCUUGGGUAUUGGUUCUGCCUCCUUGGGGACGUCUUUAUCAUUGGCAAACUCCUAAAAUUCAUCAAGUUCAAAUUCCUUGGUCCAAAUUUUUUGAUGUUCCAAGCCUCAAUAAAAACAUACAUGUUAUUGAGUAUGAACAAUUUCUUGCAGAGUCAGGUGGUCCUUUUAUUGAUGAGGUCUAUGUCCUGCAAAACUAUGCUGAGGGAUGGAAAGAGGGAACAUGGGAGGAGAAGAUUGAUGAAAGACCAUGCAUUGACCAGCAUAUGUAUUCAACAGACAAAGAUAAAUAUUACAGGGGAUGGUUCUGGGGUUAUGAAGAAACUCGGGGCCUUAAGGUGGUUUGUUUAUCUGUCCAAGGUUCUGCCUCUGUUGUAGCCCCUUUGCUUCUGAAUUUAUCCAGCAGGUCAGUGAUGCUAGACAGAGCUGAACAUCUUCUUCAUGACCAUUAUGGUGGGAAAGACUACUGGAAUACUCGUCGAAGUAUGGUGUUUGCCAAACACCUCCGUGUGGUGGGAGACAUGUUUAGAGCCAAAUAUUUAAACUCUUCUGAUGAGAAGGACAGCACAUGGUACUCUGAAGACUGGAGAACUAUGAAGGUAAAACUGGGCACAGCCAUUGGUGGCCCAUAUCUUGGUGUUCAUCUCAGACGCAAAGACUUCAUCUGGGGUCACAGAACUGAUGUGCCCAGCAUUCGGGAAGCAGUUAAGAAAAUCCACAGCCUGCUGAAGUUGUAUAAGCUGGAGAAGGUUUUUGUAGCUACUGACGCCAUUGUGCAGGAGGUUGAAGAAUUAAAAGCACUUCUUCCAGAGAUGGUGAGAUUUGAACCUACUUGGGAGGAAGUGGAGCUCUACAAAGAUGGAGGAAUAGCAAUUAUUGACCAGUGGAUAUGUGCACAUGCCAGAUAUUUUAUAGGAACCUCAGUUUCAACAUUUUCUUUCCGCAUUCAUGAGGAAAGAGAAAUUCUGGGUUUUGACCCCAAAACAACUUACAACAGAUUUUGUGGAAAUGAUGAGAAAACCUGUGAACAGCCAACUCACUGGAAAAUUGAAUAUUAAUAUAUUCAAUGUGUUGAACUGCAGCUGCCACCCACCAAAGAAAUUAAACAAUUAUUUUUGUGGAAAGAAAUUGGUUUUAAAUGUGUUUCCUUCUCUCUUUUUUAUCGUUUCUGGUUAGUACAGUAGCUUAUUUCUUAAACAAUUUACAGUUGUCAGUAUUAUGGUUGUAAUUUAAAAAAAGCAAGGUGUUCAACUUGCCUCUAAUCAAACCAUCAAGGUAGACCAGUUCACUUCAACCCACUACUUUGCUUCACCAGAAGAUCCAGCAGAAGUGACCACUGAAGGCCCUCAAAUGGCAUGGCAGCUUGGCUGGGCUGAACGUUUGGAACUACAGACCCCUCAAAACUUUGCAAAACAGCCUGAAAGAGGUCACUUCAGUCAUGGGUUUGAUCAAAGCAAAACACACUUCAUGGAUUCAAAAAUUCCUGGUUUUAAUUGUUGACUCUGAGAAGUCACAUAGACGUCCCCUGUUUUAAAUCUGAUCAGACAGCAUUUUCUAAUGGAAUUAACUUGUUUCUAAAACAUUUUGCUGGAACUAAAUUUGUUUACAAAAACAAUUUUUUAAAAAAAACUAAUGAAGUGUGUAAGAACUUGCAGUUCCAUUUUAUUUGUGAACUGGGAAGAAAGUACAAGGUAUAUGUGGCUAAACAGAGGUGGUAUGUCCUAGUCAAAUUGGUUGUUACGAGAAAUUUUAAAUUGCCUAAAUUGUUCUCCCUCAUUUAUGUCAUCUUUCUUUUGCCUUUAGUUAAUUUACUAAGCUAUGCCUUGUUAUCCAGAGUUGUCUCAGAAAAUCAAAUGUACGCUUGCCAAUUUGUUACGACUAACAGAGUUGUUCCACCUGUGGUGCUAGAGUGAAAGCAAAAUGAGUUUAUGGACAUUACUUAUGUGGAUUUUUGUUUUUUGUAUCUGUAUUGUAGGGAUAAGAAGAGUUUUAUCCUUUGAGUUCUAGGUGUGUUCUCUGAGCUUGGUGGUUUUCCUACAGACAUUUCAUUACCAGGCAAAGUAACAUCAGUGCAGGAAAUGUCUGUGGGAAAACAAUCAAGCUCAGUGAACACCAGGAACCCCACAGAUCAAUCCUGAGUGACACACAUUCUCUACUAUUGGAGUAGAAUAGUUAUCUUUCUCUCACCCUCAUACUUUUCUUGAAGUUACUUAUCCUUUGCUCACUGUUUCUCUCUUGUAUCCUCUAGCUGAAAUGUUACAAUAGCAAAUAAUUGUCUUUAUCAGAUACUUGUCAGUAUCUAACUUGUCCUGGAAUCUUCCUUAAAAGCAAUACGCAGGCAGUCUCUUAAAAUUCUUUGAUCUACCUGCAAACUAUUUUUUCUUGUCCUCUUUUCAGAACUCAGUUAAAAUGUGCCAUAAAUGAACAUUUGCCAGAUAGUAAAAUAGAGGCUUCCUAGUUAUGAAAACUUGCAUCUGCUCUACAUUUUAAUCUCAGUUCUGUUCUUGAAAUAACACACCGAGAGUGUUUAUGUUCUACCACCAUGAAAAUUCAGAAUUACAGGAAAAAUGUAGGAGCUGUAUUCAGCCCCGCAAUGAGUGGGAGCAACUAUGAAAUUCAUGGAACCAACACUUGCUCUUUUUUCCCCCAGCCUUCUUUGGUUCUAUAAUUUCAAGUUGCUUUAUUCAGCUAGGCAGAGACGACUUUGAAAGAAGAAAACAAUCUGACCUGUGUUUUCAAAUUAGCACAAUUAGAAAAAGGGGGCAGAGAGCGAGAUUAAGGGUCACAUGCAUUAUGUGGAUCAUUUAAAGAUAAGCCAGUGUGUUCACUUCUGUUUUAAUUUGUACUUCUUUCCAAUGUAAUAUGGUCUCCAAUAAAAAGAAUCUUC
Molecule: messenger RNA, 3158 nt
Organism: Candoia aspera
Lineage: Eukaryota; Metazoa; Chordata; Lepidosauria; Squamata; Candoiidae
Gene: POFUT2
Product: protein O-fucosyltransferase 2
Exons: 9
Coding region: 28-1329 (433 amino acids)
Biological process (GO): protein O-linked glycosylation via fucose
Molecular function (GO): peptide-O-fucosyltransferase activity
Source: RefSeq, a predicted model, not a curated record